AUGGAAGGAACGGUGUUUACUCCAUCAUUGGAAGGAAUGCAGCAUAUCAAAUCUCCACAAGGGGAAAUGCUUACUAAGCCUUUCCUGGAAGUCUGCAAAUUGAUUUUACCUGUCAUAGAUAAGUUUGGAGCUGCUAUGGCACUUGUAAAGACUGAUAUUGGUGGCAACAUAUCGAGGUUGGAAAAAAAAUACCAAUCUGAUACCACUAAAUACAACUACUUGUACAAUUUGGUGAAAGAAGAGGUUGAAUGUAAAACAGCAAAAGGAUCAUGUAGUUGUACCAAUGGUCUUCUUUGGUUGACAAGGGCGAUGGAUUUCAUCGUAGAAUUGUUCCGCAAUUUACUUGCACAUCCAGAUUGGACAAUGGUAGAAACUUGUACAGACUCCUAUAGCAAGACCCUGAAAAAAUUUCAUGGCUGGCUUGCUUGUUCAAGUUUCACAGUUGCUAUGAAGCUGGCUCCAGAUAGGAAGAAGUUCAUGGAAGUGAUAGCGGGCACGGGAGACGUUAAUGCUGACAUGGAGAAAUUUUGUUCGACUUUCCCUCCAUUUCUCGAGGAGAAUCACAAGUUUCUGGCUAGGUUUGGUUUGGAUGGUAUGAAGGCUUGAUGACGGAAGAAGUUCAACUAAGAGUGGCGAGAUGGCCUGUGGUUACUUAUACUUUGAACUUCUGGAUCUUGCUCUCAGCUUCUAAACCUUCAUAUUAUUUAAAACAAUUAUGACUUUGAAUGCAUACCAAUGAGUGCGGUUUUUUCAAUCUCUUUCAAUGAAGCAAGUACUCAUUUAGUUAUUUUUGUUUACUGAAGAAUGUAAUGAAUGGUUGUGCUUACUAAACCACCAGCUGCUCUUGUUUGUUUCUCCAUUCUUGAAUGUCAUAUAGAAGUCUCAUUUCAAAUGAAACCAAACUUAGCUCCUCUUGAAAUAGAGUGGUUUCUCUUCUACAUAUAGGUGAUUGCCAGUUGCCAUAAUCC
Durio zibethinus is the source of this 968-nucleotide messenger RNA. RefSeq names its product glycolipid transfer protein 1-like. Gene Ontology annotation, cellular component: membrane; cytosol; cytoplasm. Lineage: Eukaryota; Viridiplantae; Streptophyta; Magnoliopsida; Malvales; Malvaceae. The record is from RefSeq and is a predicted model, not a curated record. Gene Ontology annotation, molecular function: ceramide 1-phosphate binding; ceramide 1-phosphate transfer activity. Gene Ontology annotation, biological process: intermembrane lipid transfer; ceramide transport.